Paramormyrops kingsleyae is the source of this 4789-nucleotide messenger RNA. NCBI's taxonomy places the organism in Eukaryota, Metazoa, Chordata, Actinopteri, Osteoglossiformes, Mormyridae. The record is from RefSeq and is a predicted model, not a curated record.
GACGCGCACUUCAAUCUCGGUAGAUUGCCAGACAUGGCGGCGGAUCUGAACCCGGAGUGGCUGUCCUGCCUGCCGUCUUCAUGGAGUUAUGGUGUUACGCGGGACGGACGCAUCUUCUUCAUCAAUGAAGAAGCAAAGAGCACAACCUGGCUCCAUCCGACAACGGUGGAGGCCGUCAGCACCGGCCACCGGAAAACUCCCGAUUUACCAACUGGAUGGGAGGAAGGAUUCACCUUUGAGGGAGCCAGGUGCUUUAUAAAUCACAAUGAGCGGAAGGUGACCUGCAAGCACCCCGUCUCCGGCUCUCCUUCGCAAGACAACUGCAUCUUUGUGGUCAACGAACACCUGAAUUAUGGGAAACUGGUUCACCCUGUAAUAAGCAGACCUGCUCCGAAAGCCCCAGCCAACGAGAAGAAGGAGCGACCGCUGAGCACCAUGAGCGAGGCGUCCAACUACACGGGCGGCUCGGAUCACACGGCCCACACAGGCAGCCCCGUGGCCAGGACGUCAAGGCCAUCAAAAAAAGUGCACAAUUUUGGAAAGAGGUCCAACUCCAUAAAGAGGAACCCCAACGCUCCAGUUGUUAAGAGUGGGUGGCUUUACAAACAGGACAGCACGGGGAUGAAGCUCUGGAAGAAGCGAUGGUUCGUGCUGUCCGACAUGUGUCUGUUUUACUACAGGGAUGACAAGGAAGAGGGAAUCCUGGGAAGCAUCCUUCUGCCCAGUUUCCACAUAUCCAUGCUGUCUGUGGAGGACCACAUCAGCAGGAAAUACGGCUUCAAGGCCACGCACCCCAACAUGCGGACCUAUUACUUCUGCACGGAUACGGCCAAAGACAUGGAGUCAUGGAUGAAGGUGAUGACGGAUGCUGCCCUGGUGCACACGGAACCAGUCCGGAGGCUGGAGAAGCUGAAACUGGAGCAGCGCCACCCGCAGGACAUGAAUAACGUGCUGAACCACCGGCUGCUGACCCGACCCGAGGCACACAACAAUGAGCGGAACCGCGAGGUAGAGCGGCCCGAGGAGCAGCGAAGGUGUGACGCCGAGCGCUAUGGCUUCCAGAAGGAGCAGGCAGAGCGGGCUCUGACCAAGAUCAACAGCGUCAGGCUGCAGCCCCUCCUGGCUGAUGGCGGCAGACAGCAGAGGGCACCACAGGUGAACGGCUCUGGGGACAGGACUGUGGACUGCGGCACAGGGGAGCUGGGCGAUGGGCCGACACAAAGGGGGUGCAGCCAGGACCCCCAGCACGAGCCACAGCAAGUCCUGCAAAGGACCAACUCCAUGCAGCAGCUGGAGCAGUGGGUCAGAACCCAGAGGGGGAGGAGCCAAGAGGAGGAGACGAGGAGCAUCACAUCAUACCAGACGCUCCCGCGCAACAUGCCCAGCCACCGGGCCCCAGCAACCCCCCGCUACCCUGAGGGCUACCGCACACUGCCCCGGAACAGUGUGGCGCGGCCCGACAGUGUAUGCGGCAUGUCGGCGUCGCUGUACGAGCGCCCCCCAGCGGCAGAUAAGCGCCGCUCCAUGCGUGACGACACCAUGUGGCAGCUGUACGAGUGGCAGCAGCGGCAGGCCUACGGUCGGGUGCCCCUCCCCACGGUGGCCCCCUACGGCACGCUGCCCUCCCCCCGCACCAUGGUGAACCUGUCGGAGCACACUGGCCACUCCAUCCCGCCAUCGCCCUCACAUGGCUCGCUGGCCGUCUACCAGGGCUACUCGCCACUGCGCUCCUUCAACGUGGGCUCCCGCUCCGAGGUGUCCUCGCCCAGCUACCGGGGGGACCUGACCAUCGAGCGGCACCACCGGGCGCACCUCACCAAGGCUGUCCCCGCCACGCCCCCGCAGCCCGAGGAGCUGACGCUGCUUCUGAUCAAGCUGCGGAGGCAGCAGGCGGAGCUGAGCAGCCUCCGGGAGCACACACUGGCCCAGCUCAUGCAGCUCGGCCUUGACGGCGCCGCGCCCAAGAAUGAGAUUCUCUCCCGUCACCUUCAAAGGAGCCUCAUGUAUCUGGACAGCCAGAUGAAAGAGAACGAACCAUUAAUCAUCAUGAUUCACACUAUGAUCGAGAACUCUGCACCACGACCUCAACUAUACCAACAAAUGAACCCGGAGGCCUACAGAGAAAACGCUUUUAUUUACAGAUCCGAGGAACCCGACGUCGAUGCAAAGUUGAGCAGACUGUGUGAGCAGGACAAGGUGCUGAGGACCCAGGAGGAGAAGCUGCGGCAGCUUCACAGGGAGAAGGUGCGCGUCUGUCCCUGCUUGAGACCAGCGCGUUGCAGGAGAGCCGGCAUCCUGGUGUCGUUAUCAGACACUGUUAGUUGGGGACAGUGGCUCACUAGACGUGGUGACGCCCUUCAGGAGCUGGAGCGCUCGUGGAGGGAGUAUGAGCGGCUGGAGGGGGACGUCUCGCUCUCCAAGAGUCGCCUGACGGAGCAGCUGGAGGCCCUGGGGGGGCUGCAGACAGACACCCCCAGCCAGCAACACGGGCAGAUCCAGAAGGAGCUGUGGAGGAUCCAGGAUGUGAUGGAGGCCUUGAGCAAGAGCAAACCUCAGAGGAGUGUGGACAGCACAGGUGCCCUGGGUUCGAAACCUGUCUCCAGUAAAUAUAAGAGCGAGGAAGAGGAUGGCGUGCCGCCGCGGCCGCCCCUCCCCCAGUCCUAUGACAUCAGCGAGAGGCCAUGUGCGGUGGCGCCGCCGCCCCCCCCCAACCCGGGCGGCGGACAGCUGCACGUGACACGACAGCCUCUGCACCGGCCGGAGGAGCGCAAGGCAGGCCAGAGGAACGGGGCGCAUGGCGGUCCGGACUACAGGCUGUACAAGAGCGAGCCGGAGCUGACAACGGUGGCCGAGGUGGACGAGACCAACGGGGAGGAGAAGGCCGAGCAGGUGGCGGAAGCAGAGCCGACCAACCCCAAAGGAAUCCCCUACCCUGUCGGCAUAGUGUCCCCCAUGCCUGAAUCGGCCACCAUCGCAUCCUACGUCACCCUGAGGAAGAGCAAGAAGCCUGACUCCAAAACGCAGGAUCGCCCCCAGAGUGCUGUGGAGCAGCCGGGGGGGUCAGAGUGCACGCGACCUCGCAUGAGCCUGGAGGAGCAGCUGGAGCGGAUCCGGAGGCACCAGCAGGCCCUGCUCAGGGACAAGAAGAAGGGCGUGGUGGGCCAGGAGGACUCCGCCCCCUCCCACACACCUCCCAUCACCCUGCAGAGCCGUAAGAAGGACGAGUUGCAGUGCAGAGACACCCUGGAGCUGAAGGAGCAGGAGCCUCCAGUGGAGGAGACAGCACGCCACAGGGAAGUGGGAAGGCCCGAGGACACCGAGGCGGGACCAGAGCUCUGUGAGCCAGAAAAGGUGCUGAUCCGAGAGCAGUGCCCAGAGUCCAGCCCAGAGGAGGAAGCUGAAAGGCAGGAGAAAGUGGAGAGAAUCAAAGCGCUCAUUGCCAAGACCAGCCUGCAGAACGCACUGCCGCCCAUGUCCCUAAGUCCCGAGGACGAGACGGAGGGAGAAGCCGGCACGCUGGAGCAGGAGAAGAUGAUCAACAUCAGCUACGAGCUGGCAGCCGAGGCCUCGAAACGCAGCAAGCUGGUGGCAGCGAAAAGCCUGUCCUCUCCGCCUCAGUCCCCAACAUCUCCAUCUCCUCCGCCACCCCCCCUGCUGGCUGAUGGUUCCCACUUCAUGUGUGUGUAGUGGCAACAUCCAAGCCCUGGCCUCCGGUAAGACAUACACAUGAGGGCUUCUGGGACGGAGGUGACAGGCCCUCCCCCAUCGCGCUUCCUGGCCCCAGGGCAACCUGCACAGCGCAUCCAUGACACGCACUUUAGGGAGCCUACCGCCAGGCAGACGGGCUCCUCUGACUGACCUCUGGCAUCUUCCAGCUCCCACCUGAGACUCUGUGCCAGCAGGGGGCAGCAUGGAAAGGAGAGGACCUUAUUCUGUCACCAACAUCAUCAUCAUCAUAUUAUUAUUAUUAUUAUUAUUAUUAUUAUUAUUACUGUUGUUAAUGAGUUUUACCAGUUUCCGGCAGUUGAGUUGAAGGACAGUAGUGAUCUUUCCCAGUGCAGGUCACUCCUGAUUUGGAGACCAGAUUCACUCUGACACUGACACUAUGCCAACUGUACUUCAGCCAAGCAGCAAUAGUGAUUCUCUGCUUUGUAUUUAAUUUCUUAUUUUAAUCCAGCCAGUGUUCAUUUUUACAAGUUUAAUCCUUUUUUUUAUUUUUUAUUUGUCACACUUUGGACUUUUACUGCCUUGUUUUGUAAACCACCUUUUUGUUUUUUAUAUAUUAAAAGUAUAUAUAUAAAUAUAUAGUUGAUUUUUAAUUCAAUAAGGUGCCACUUUAUUGCUGCAGAUAGACAGAUUUGUAAUAUUUUUUCGGGUUACUAGUAUGUAUAUGUGGGAUCACCUGCAGUCUCGACCACACUGUAGCCGACACACACGAAUGUCACGGCAUCGAACCCGCUUCUCUGCAUCUUCGUUGGCUGAGAUGUGCUUGGAUAGAGUGAGACACCACUUUCCAGAGUUUCUGUCGCAGUUCCAUUUCCUACCAGCUGGGGGAGACUUGGAAUCGGAGAGGAGAAUAGCACAUGUAAAAGCAAUACCCAAGGUUUGCUUAUGCAAGACUUUGGUUUUGUGUACAAAGUGUAAUUACAGAGAGCCCAUUGUGUAUAAACUGUAUACCGUGCAACAACAAAGCUGCUGUAACUGUAAGAGGCUAAUUAUUAGAGUGCAUAUGCAAAUGUUCAUAACCGCAUCUGUUUUAUAUCAUGUUAAAUAAAUGUUGCCCUUCUUA